AUGGAGAGGAUUAUCGAAAGGACCACCAUGAAGUUUCUCGAAGAAAAAGACUUGUUUGACGGUUCCCAACACGGAUUUCGAGGAGCCCACUCCUGUCUGACCAAUAUGCUUUAUUCAGUUGAGCUGUGGUCUGGGUUAUUAGACGAAAAUACCAACGCGGAUGUAGUUUACAUCGACUUCAAAAAAGCCUUUGGUGGUGUCCCGCACCAACGGCUACUCUACAAGGUUGGAAUUUAG
Molecule: messenger RNA, 237 nt
Organism: Dibothriocephalus latus
Lineage: Eukaryota; Metazoa; Platyhelminthes; Cestoda; Diphyllobothriidea; Diphyllobothriidae
Source: the annotation of a GenBank genome assembly